AUGUCGUUGAAACAGGAAAUAGAAACCUGGGUGUCGGCCUUGGGCAAAUACGACAACAAUGAGUUCGAUGAGGCCCUCAAGGAUUUCGAGAAAAUCUCCGACACGUCCAAAAUUCUCUUCAACAUGGGUGUCAUUCAUGCCACAUUAGGAGAGCAUGAGAAGGCUGUUGAAUGCUACCAGCGAGCCAUUAAGCUUGACCAGUACUUGGCUGUCGCCUACUUCCAGCAGGGCGUCUCAAAUUUCCUCCUUGGCGACUUCGAGGAGGCGCUCGCCAAUUUCAACGACACUCUUCUCUACCUUCGCGGAAACACAAUGAUCGACUACGCCCAACUGGGGCUGCUCUUCAAACUCUACUCUUGCGAAGUCCUCUUCAACAGAGGUCUUUGCUACAUCUAUCUGCAACAAAAGGAUGCUGGCUUGCAGGAUCUGACAUACGCUGUCAAGGAGAAGGUCGUGGAAGACCAUAACGUGAUUGACGAGGCGAUCCGGGAAGAGGCAGAGGGAUACACCGUCUUCUCGAUUCCCGUUGGCGUCGUCUACCGACCGAACGAAGCAAAGGUUCGCAACCUGAAGACAAAGGAUUAUCUCGGCAAGGCCAGGCUAGUCGCCGCCUCCGACCGCUCGAAUGCUUUCACAGGCUUUGCUGGGUCCGAGAUCAAGAAUGCCGGCAAGAACGACGUCAAGGAUGACAGACCCAGUGAUAACAUCUCCUUCGCCGCCACCAAUCUAGUCAAACCCGGUUUGGCAUCCAGAAGACAGCAAUCCGAGCCGCCCAACGGCCGCGGCGUCUUUCCUCCCACGCCCCCACCUGACCAGGUCGAGGCCAACAAUGGCGCCACCAUGACUCGUGGACAGUCUGUUCGCAACGGGCCCAAGCCGAUGCUUGCCAAGCUGAACAUUGAAAACUCACGACCUAACGAGCGAUACCAGAAGACAAGUAGCCCUAACGACCGGAGAGGACCUCCGCCCGUGAUGAGAUCUGAGUCGCGGUCCGCUACGCCUAGUAGAGGAUACUCUAGACGCGACCUUCAGAUGCGUGGACGGUCGGCCGAUGAGGAGCCGGAAGAUGCGUACCCCGAUGAACUGUACGAUAUGUACCAGAAUGGCAACGGCACAAGACCGAGCCGACAACUCUCCCGCCGUGGACCGCCGCAACGGUACAUGGACGAAGAGGAGGACGGUUCCGAUUAUGGCUCCUUCGAUGAGGGCGACUUCGAAAUGGUGUCCAACAGACGCCCGGGCACAAACUCAAUGUCCUCUCGUGGCGGUUCAAGAAGACCCGAAGUCCGCAAGAUUCGUGUCAAGGUCCAUGCCGAAGAUGUGCGGUACAUCAUGGUCGGCGGAGCGGUCGAGUUCCCUGACUUUGUCGAUCGGAUCCGCGAGAAGUUCGGUCUCCGCCGGAGAUUCAAGAUCAAGAUUCGCGACGACGACGUGCCAAAUGGCGAUAUGAUCACCAUGGGCGAUCAAGAUGAUUUGGAUAUGGCUCUCAUGAGCGUGAAGAGCCAAGCCAGGAAGGCAAGGCAAGAAAUUGGCAAAAUGGAGAUCUGGGUUCAAGAAAUUAUGUAG
Messenger RNA from Colletotrichum navitas, 1566 nucleotides. RefSeq names its product tetratricopeptide. The transcript has 6 exons. The record is from RefSeq and is a predicted model, not a curated record. NCBI's taxonomy places the organism in Eukaryota, Fungi, Ascomycota, Sordariomycetes, Glomerellales, Glomerellaceae. The coding region runs from base 1 to 1566 and encodes 521 amino acids. Gene Ontology annotation, molecular function: protein binding.